Messenger RNA from Ramularia collo-cygni, 2535 nucleotides. RefSeq lists its product as uncharacterized. The record is from RefSeq and is a predicted model, not a curated record. The transcript has a single exon. The coding region runs from base 1 to 2535 and encodes 844 amino acids. Lineage: Eukaryota; Fungi; Ascomycota; Dothideomycetes; Mycosphaerellales; Mycosphaerellaceae.
AUGGCAGUGGACGUCAGGUCGCAUGCGCAACUGAACGCGCACGCCGCGUCGCCUUUGCCUGCAGAGGAAGAGGCGCUCUAUACACAAUUACUUCGCAUUCGAGACGCCGUGAUUGCCGGGCAGCAUCCGCAGUUCAAGCUGCCGCCAGCCGUGAUCGAGCAGCUGCAAGCUCGCGACGCGCCCGCUGGCCAUGUCCACGCAGCAGCGGUCAACGGUGCCGUAAAUGGGACUGCUUUCCACGCGGACAGAGCAACUAACUACGCCCAGUCGUCGCCAUCAUCUGGUUUGCCGGGGCUGCAUGCUGCUUCGACUUCUCACGUAAAUGGCGUCGCUCAGCGGUCUACUGCAAAGCCAGCACCGUCCAGCGGCUUAGAUCYAAUCUUUUUGGAGAAAUCGGACAGCCUUGUGCGGGCCGAGGGCCAGCUCAAGCGGCAGCGCAUUGAGCGUGAUUUGCAGGCUCAGGUGGAGCAGCGCAAGCAAUCGUCACAGACGCGAGAUUACGGUGGCGAUGCGCCCUCGUCGCUCAAUAUGGCAGACGUGCUGGCGAAGGCGUUUGCGCGUGAAAGCCAUGUGUCGGGCUUGAAAGCAGCGCCGAAGCCUGAUAGCGCUGCCAGCAGCUCGUUCGACGAGAACGAUUACUACUCCAGCCAAGUCGAAAGUGACUGGUCCUCCCCUGCAAGCGCAAGUAAGGAAUCUGACCGCGCAGCAGAUGCUUACCGCAAUGAGGAGCCCGUUGUAUCGUCCUUCGCUGCCAAGUCAUCUGCGUCCGGCAAGCAGCCCGCUGUUGUCCACCCUCAUGUGUAUCCUGAUCAGAGCCACGACACGUUUGACAUUGACGAUGAGGAUGAUGAGUAUAUACCACAAGAUGCGACUGCAUUCGACUCACUGGCGCAGGCCGCGGCCCUGGACGACGAUGACGACGACAACUCCGAAUACGAACCUGGAGAAAWCACACAAGACAGUGUUGCGCCGAUCCCUCAUUACCAAACACAGACUGCACAAUCUUCUCCUCACGUACCCAUUAUCCGCAACCAUCUGACUCACAUAGCUGCUCCUCAACCAAAUCGCGUCUCGCCUCUCGCUGUCGCUAAAGGGCCGAGCAUCGAACUGGAGCUGGUGAAUGGUCGUCCGGAGAUUGUGCAAAAAUCGCGGCCCGUUCAUAACACGGUUGCGUCACGCGUCAGUACUGCCUCACCGUCGGCAACCGGUGUGGGUGGAAGUGGAAAGAAGCGGCGCCAGAAGAAGCGGAAGCGUGACAGCGAGCCAUCUGCCAAGACCAAAAAGAAGCGCGACAGACACAACAAUGCACGCUCACCACCAUCACCGGCGCAUCUGGAACCCCGUAUCAAAGAUGAGCCUGUGUCGCCACCACCUUUUGGGAAUGUACCCGAUCUGCCGCAGUUCGCUCAAAGACCACCAUCCUACAGACCCGCCGAGAUUGACUUGAUAUCGCCGCGACACGCACCGCAGGCCCAAURCUUGGAGCCUCCUCGCUCCGGACUUCGGUACGAAUAUGCCCAGCCAGCCUCUCCAGCGAUUGUUAGAGUGGCCUCUCCCGCCGCCUACCGGCCUGCACAGAGGGACAGUCAAGAUCUCAGACGUGUGGCCAGUCUGCACUACGCUCAAAGACCUCCAUCGCCAACGUACGGUGUGAACUCUCCAACACCAUACCGAACUGUCUCCAUGACUUAUGAUGAUUCACGUUUACCGCACACGCCUGGAGUUACUAUGGAGGGUGAGCCAGCACGCUACCCAGAGCAGCCAGCUGUACAGUACAUCCACGCGGAAAAUUCCCAUGCGUCACCGCGCCUGCAAGAUUUCCGCGAUGCCAAUCCCAGCAUGAUGCCACCUCCAUCAGCACCACCUAGGCGGAUUGUUGUAGACCAGUACGGAAAUCGAUACUAUGCUGCUGAUCCUGCCCCGGCACCCUCGAGAGCAUCGGUCGCCCCCAUAGAGCGACGCCAGCCAGCCGAGCUCGGAUAUGAGCGUGCACCGAGCCGCAUGGCUWCAGUGUAUGCUCAGCCUCCACCUGAACCGUACGAACAUGCCCCCGAAGUCCGGAUGGCCCCUCCUCCGCCACCGAGGAGACCUGAUGACGGACAAAUCCAAUAUGUGGACGCUCACGGCUACCCUAUCCGCGUUGAACAGCACCAACAGCCCAUUCGCUAUGCCGAUGCGCCCACCUCGCCUGUUUAUCAGGCCAUGCCUAGAUACGAACAGAUGCCUCCGCCACCUCCGUCUGUGAGAGAGCAGACAUCUCCAGUAUACGCUCCCCGGAGUUACAGUGUGCGACCAGAAGAGGCAGUACAGGCCGCCGCGACUUAUGCACGGCAAGCAAGUGUUGCCCCCAUACAAUACGCACGUCAAGCUAGUGUUGCGCCAGUUCAGUAUAUGCGUCAGGAAAGCGUGAUUGCACGAGCACCGUCACGUGCUUACAGCCAUGCGCCGCCGCCCACUCGUUACGUGGAUCAGUACGGACAGGAGGUCUAUCCUCGAGACAUUAGACCGGCUCCGGUCACAGAGUAUAGAUAUUAG